GGUCUUGGGCUGGAGGCUAUGGGCACUUGGGGCGCGUGGCCUGGAGUGCUGCCGCCGUCGGUGCCAGCCGCUUGUUGUUGGGGUCCGGUGUGAAGUGUGGGUGGUCGGACUUAAGCGUGGGGUGGGAUGGACUGGCUGCAGAACCUAGUCCCCUGCAGUCAGCGGGAGAAUGAGGCGGAGUGAUGCCCAGCACGAAACUAGUGAUCGGAGCCCUCCAUUCGGACCGAGCGCCGCCGGGGGCUGCGUUCCAGAGCUGAGAGCCCCUUCCGGGGCUUGGGAUCUUGGCACGCUGUCGGUGGGAGGUCCCCAAGGACGGAGUCGAAAGGUCACUUCUUACCUGUCAGUGCUGGGGGACAGCAUCGCGGCCGGACCUGCAGAAUCUCAACUCGCAGAUUCGUAAUGCCUCCUGCUUACCUCUUUCAAGAUGGAGGAGAAAUCUGUGGGAGAACCUACUCAAGUGGUGUCUAAAGUCAAACUUUCCACAAAAGUAGAAAACCCAGGACACUGGCUGGUGGAUGAUCACGCUCGAAUAUGGGAAGUUUUAAAGACAGAGGAGAGCUCGAUUCAGGACUGGGGUGAAGAGGUAGAGGAAGGAGCUGUUUACCAUGUCACCCUCAAAAGAGUCCAGAUUCAACAGGCGGCCAAUAAAGGAGCAAGAUGGCUAGGGGUUGAAGGGGACCAGCUGCCUCCAGGACACACAGUCAGUCAGUAUGAGACCUGUAAGAUCAGGACCAUCAAAGCUGGCACACUGGAGAAGCUUGUGGAGAACCUGCUGACAGCUUUUGGGGACAACGACUUUACCUACAUCAGCAUCUUCUUGUCAACAUAUAGAGGCUUUGCCUCGACCAAGGAAGUUCUGGAGUUGCUACUGGACAGGUAUGGAAACUUGACAGGCCCACAUUGGGAAGACGAUGGAAGCCAAAGUUCACCUGAGUCUAAGGCCGUGAUCCGGAACGCCAUUGCUUCCAUCCUGAGGGCGUGGCUUGACCAGUGUGCGGAAGACUUCCGGGAGCCCCCUCACUUCCCCUGCCUGCAGAAGCUGCUGGAGUAUCUCAAACAGAUGAUGCCUGGCUCCGACCCAGAGAGGAGAGCACAAAACCUUCUUGAACAGUUUCAAAAGCAGGAUGUGGAUUCUGACAAUGGACUUCUCAACACCAUCUCCUUCAGCCCGGAAGAGGAAGAGGAACUGGAGAGUGGAGGGUCAGCAGAACUCACGACCUUCUCAGAAGACCUCGUGGCAGAGCAGCUGACCUACAUGGACGCACAACUGUUCAAGAAGGUCGUACCGCACCACUGCCUGGGCUGCGUUUGGUCUCGGCGGGAUAGAAAGGAAAACAAGCAUUUGGCCCCUACCAUCCGGGCCACCAUCUCUCAGUUCAACGCCCUCACCAAGUGUGUGGUCAGCACCAUCCUGGGGAGCAAGGACCUCAAAACCCAGCAGCGAGCCAGAGUCAUCGAGAAGUGGAUCAACAUUGCUCACGAAUGUAGAAUCCUGAAGAAUUUUUCCUCCUUGAGGGCCAUCGUUUCCGCUCUACAGUCUAAUUCCAUCUAUCGGUUGAAAAAGGCAUGGGCUGCCGUCCCCAAGGACAGAAUGCUGAUGUUUGAAGAACUUUCAGAGAUCUUCUCUGAUCAUAACAACCAUCUCACCAGCCGGGAACUUCUCAUGAAGGAAGGAACCUCAAAAUUUGCAAACCUGGACAGCAGUGUGAAAGAAAACCAGAAGCGGACCCAGAGGCGCCUGCAGCUGCAGAAGGAUAUGGGUGUGAUGCAGGGCACCGUGCCUUACCUGGGCACCUUCCUGACUGACCUGACCAUGCUGGACACUGCCCUGCAGGACUACAUUGAGGGUGGACUGAUCAACUUCGAGAAAAGAAGAAGGGAAUUUGAGGUGAUUGCCCAGAUAAAGCUCCUACAGUCUGCUUGCAACAGCUACUGCAUGAGCCCAGACCAGAAGUUCAUCCAGUGGUUCCAGAGGCAGCAGCUUCUAACAGAGGAGGAGAGCUAUGCCCUCUCCUGUGAGAUCGAAGCCGCUGCUGACGCCAGCACCACUUCCCCUAAGCCUCGGAAGAGCAUGGUGAAGAGACUGAGCCUACUGUUUCUGGGGUCUGACCUCAUCCCCGGGAGCACCCCCACCAAAGAGCAGCCCAAGUCCACAGCCAGUGGGAGCUCUGGGGAGAGUAUGGACUCAGUCAGCGUGUCAUCCUGUGAGUCAAACCACUCAGAGGCCGAGGAGGGCUCCGCCACACCCAUGGACACACCAGAUGAGCCUCAGAAGAAGCUCUCUGAGUCCUCCUCCUCCUGCUCCUCCAUCCAUUCCAUGGACACGAAUUCCUCAGGGAUGUCGUCCCUCAUCAACCCGCUGUCCUCUCCUCCAGCCUGCAACAACAACCCUAAAAUGCACAAGCGCUCCGUCUCCGUGACGUCCAUUACCUCCACAGUGCUGCCUCCUGUUUACAAUCAGCAGAAUGAAGACACCUGCAUCAUCCGCAUCAGCGUAGAGGACAACAACGGCAACAUGUACAAGAGCAUCAUGUUGACGAGCCAAGAUAAGACCCCCGCUGUGAUCCAGAGAGCGAUGUCAAAGCACAAUCUGGAGUCGGACCCAGCCGAGGAGUAUGAACUGGUACAAGUCAUCUCGGAGGACAAAGAGCUGGUGAUCCCAGACUCUGCAAAUGUCUUUUAUGCCAUGAAUAGCCAAGUGAACUUUGAUUUCAUUUUACGCAAAAAGAGCUCGGUGGAGGAGCAGGUGAAGAUGCGCAGUCGGACCAGCCUGACGAUGCCCAGGACAGCUAAGCGGGGCUGCUGGAGUAACAGACACAGCAAGGUCACCCUCUGAAGGGACAGGGCGAAGCUGAGCACAGCCGUGGUGAUGCCAACCACCCAGGGUUGAGGAUCAUUGCUGAAAGCGCCAGAUACUUAUGGAGCUCAGCUGUGUAGAGAGCACUGCGUGGGGAGAGUGGAAGUGAAUUUAACAUCAAAAGGAUAAAUGGUUCACUGACGCUCUCAGGCCUGAGAGUGAAUACAAAAUGGUUCAUAUUUUAAAAUAUAUAUAUAUACACACACAUAUCGUGUGUGUGUGUGUGUGUGCGUGCGCGUGCGUGCGUGCGUGCGUGCGUGCGUGUGUGUGUGUGUGUGUGUGUGUGUGUGUGUGUGUGUGUGGAUAUACCAGAGGGACUAUACAGGAUAUUUUGGACUAUGGAAAAACCAAUUUGCACAAUGGCCUGGGAAGUUGAGGUCACUUUUUACAGGGAAACAGAAGGGACUGAGCACCUGAUCUCACACCUUCCAAGUAAAUAGAAUCAGACCUGCCAAUACCAAGUGUUCUUCAUGCCAGUAUUACAAGCCCAAGCUCUGAUUUUGUAAAGGGACGAGAGGAUUACUUUCUCAGUCACGUGCCACCAGAUGACCAAACUGCAGAGGUUGGAGUGGCCACAGGCUGCAUGAAAGGCCACCAUGGAAAGGUUCGGAUGAGUCAGUGGUCUCUGCCCUCUGCUGGCGUCUGCUGGAGCUUCAGAGGCCUGCGUGCCUUGCUGGUCCCCAUAACAAUGCUCCAGGGGUCAACACACGCUUGUUUCAAUUCCUGGAAACCCUGUUGUGUUUCUGCCUUCUCUCCUAAAGAACAUACCACAGUCAUUACCGCAUAAGUAGCCUCCGUCUUCUGUGACAUUUCAGCCAGAGAAGAAAGCGCAGAAGAACAGCGGCUCCUCUGGACUCUUCUCCGUCUUGGACCACUCGGCCGCCCUCUGAUGGCCCUUUGCAUGUAAAAGCGUAGUCUGGUCUUUUGCCAUCUGGAACCCCGUACCCCUCUCUUAUGUGCAAUCCGUUCCUCAGGUGUAGACAUUUCUACUGCAGUUGGCUACAUGCAAUCAUUCCGAGCCUGUAAAAGAUUUCUGAGCAGCGGCCUCUCUGUUAAUGACCCCUCAGAAAAUGUCCCCGUUGACUAAUGGUGGCUAAUUUCCACCUUCACUUUUGUAGCAUCCUGUGCUCCAGUCACAGGGAGAGAAAGGGGACUGCGGUGCUGUCUCCGCCCUUUCUCAGAGAGGCGCACCCGUGUAGAUGGGAACAAUAGUGCUCUUCCUUUCUCCCCCCACACUUGCUCUCCCAGCCACACUGGUAGGUGAUGGGUUUUGUUUGUAGUAAUCACAGCACCAUACUCGUGCUUCCGGUCUGAGCUAUGCUGGGAUCUGGAUGAAAAAGCCAUAUGUGACGGAGCUGACAUGUAUAAGAAGCACUUUCAAAUUAUUGUCCCUUUUUAAUUUUUUCUCCAAAUGCCAGUUUUUAUUCCAAAAAUAAAGAGAAUCAACCCAGAAUAUGAUGUCCAGAUUGUAACAGGGAGUUUCUUUUCUAACCCUGUACUAUAGCUCCCCAAGAUGAUGUAGGGGUUGUGUUCUGUAAAUAGCUGUAUGAACUCAACAAGAAACACCGGGAAAAGCUCAGAUGCGUGGCAGUGGACCAAAGCGAGGGCCAGGAAGUCAUGAUUCCCUUGUCUUGCACAUUCUGACACCAGAUGGACCCUGGUGUUUCUCGGAGACUGGCCUGGAGCGUGGAGACCAGCUAGCUUUCAGCUGGUCAUCAGAAGGCACCUUCUGUUGUUUGUGAGCCUUCUUUGGUUAGUGCUUCUGAGCACAGAGGGGAAAUGGCAAGGACUGCAGCCAUCAGGAAGCUGAGGUAAACCUAGCCUCAGCCUGGCUUUCUCAGUGUCAGGGAAUCAGUGCAGAGCUACUGCCCUGGUUUGGGUGUGACUCACAAGACAUACGUGUUAUGACCAUGUGCUCACCCUGUGUAAUUAUACUGUAUAUGUAGAGCCUAGAUUUAUAUACUGCAAUGUAAAAAAAAAAAUAUAUAUAUAUAUAUAUAUAUUUACCUUUUUACAAAAAGACAAUGGAAAUCCCAAGUGGGGUAAAACAUGGCCUCCUUUAUUUAAUGCCACUUCAGUUGUUUUAAUUUUGCUUCUGGGUAAACAGCUGGGUUUUGUUUCCAGCUGCUCGCACGCUUGUCCUUGUGCAUCUCCAGCAUCUGUUUACCUUUUGGUUAAACUAAUAAACCGGUUUGGGACUUGGUUGA
Messenger RNA from Rattus norvegicus (Norway rat), 5064 nucleotides. RefSeq names its product ral guanine nucleotide dissociation stimulator like 1 (gene Rgl1). NCBI's taxonomy places the organism in Eukaryota, Metazoa, Chordata, Mammalia, Rodentia, Muridae. The transcript has 19 exons. Gene Ontology annotation, molecular function: guanyl-nucleotide exchange factor activity. The coding region runs from base 425 to 2836 and encodes 803 amino acids. The record is from RefSeq and is marked validated. Gene Ontology annotation, biological process: small GTPase-mediated signal transduction; signal transduction.